CUUGCCUCGACGCCGCCGACGCGCCGCGACCUAGAACAGUGCCUUACACCACAGACGGGGAGGAGGGUAGGAACAGCGUCACAUGACGGCGCAGCCGCCGCCGCCGCGCGCGGGCCGCGCGUAGGGGUUGCCGUCGGCGUCGCCGUGGACGGUCAUGAGCGGGUCCGCGGCCUCGCGCGCGAGGACGCUUUCCUUGACGGCCGCCGCCGCCGCCGCGGCGUCGUCCUCGCGCCGCGCCGCGAGGCCCGCCAACUCAGACUCCCACAAUGUCUUGCGCGCCUCGGCUCUCGCCAGGUCGCUCGCGAGCUUCUGGCUCGCGGCGUCCGCCAUUUUUCGCUGCGCGCCGGUGGGCUAGACGCCGUCGACGAUGCCUUUUGUGGUGAGUGUUGUGCCUCGGAGGCGCGCGCGCGGCUGCCUCGCCCGCUCGCGACGAGAGCCGGUGUGGAGCGCUCCUUUUCGCCGCGCGGCGCGCGUCGGGGGCAGCCGUAUGGCAGCCCUUGCGUGCGUUUUAUGGGGCUA
Molecule: messenger RNA, 519 nt
Organism: Pelagomonas calceolata
Lineage: Eukaryota; Pelagophyceae; Pelagomonadales; Pelagomonadaceae
Source: the annotation of a GenBank genome assembly